This is a messenger RNA of Hymenoscyphus albidus, 1317 nucleotides long. The record is from the annotation of a GenBank genome assembly. Lineage: Eukaryota; Fungi; Ascomycota; Leotiomycetes; Helotiales; Helotiaceae.
AUGGAAAAAUCUCGAUCCCCCUCGCAAGGUCAGCGCGGCGCGCCAAUCUCUCCCCCAAAGACGAGAAGCGCAAGUGCAGACAACAGUGUCGCAGCAUUGGUCGAAGAUUGGAGAGCAUACACACAGAAGAUCCGAUCACAGUUCGAUGGCGAGAAGGCGCAUAUGAUUGCGGAUAGAGCACGCGCAGAUGAGGUCAUGGCAGAGGAGAGGCAGCUCUAUGAACAAGAAAUCGCCAUAUUGAAGGCGAGAAUCAAGCAAUUGGAGACGGCCGCCGCAGAAAAUAGCACCGAAAAUAUCACACAUCAAUCCCGGGAACAACAAUCUUCGUCCAAAUCGCCAACAUCUACCAGCCCAUCAACGAAAGCACCGCCGGUCGGAAGUGGAGAAAGCAGUUCUCGGGGAAUUCCACAGGAGUCUGGAAGAAACGCGGAUGGCACGCCCUUCUAUGCCCCAGCCCCAAGAAAUCCUAGUCGGUCAUUCAGCACAACAUCCGAGGAGCGAAUUGAUUCGAUGAUCAGUUCGAGCGAAGAUGUGAUUCGUGUGGCCCAUAAAGAGCUGCGAUCCUCGGAUUUCGGGGUUCAGUCACCGCUUCACGGUCACGAACCUAACACCAGACCCGAAUCACAUUACGAGUCAAUUGACAUUUCAUACAUUCAACCUGAGUUGGAAGGUGUCUCCAUCAAAGCCUCAGCUGUCAAUCCUGUCUUGGUCGCCAAAAUAUUGAGCCCAGGUCGCUCACCUGCAACCGUAUCUCCCAAUCUCAAUCCACCCAGACAAGAGAAAGCUGGCGAAAGCCCACCCCACCGAAAGAGCCUCAGUUCUGAAGAAAAAGCAAAGAUGACCCUUCAGAUUGCAGGCCAACCUGAGAACAUGAGAUUAAAGAUGCAUGCAGGUCACACACCUUCUCAUUCCAUCUCCAAGUUCGAAGAUUUAGCAGGUGUUCGCGAAGUAAGUGAAGCUGCGACGCCGACUCAAGGACAACAUUCCGAAGCUCACCGUCUUGCAAGUACUACCUUCGGGGAUGAUGGGGCGGGCGAUCCAGAGGAGGACAAUGGAGACAGAGAAUUGACAGGUCCCCUGACACUCACCAACGGAACAGCAGCAGAUGAUUAUUUCCUAGCCCAGCUCGACUCCAAACUGGAAGCGGCUUCCAAGAGCGGAAAUGUAAGCCCUUCCGAGUCUGGAGUCAGUCUAUCAAGCACCACUCGCUCACGAGAAAUUAGUCACGAUGAAGAGUACCUAGCUGAGAAAGACGAUGGGCCACGACUACGAAUAAAACCCAGUCUCAACUUUGGAGCGCCAAUGGGUCGAUUAUAG